Acanthochromis polyacanthus (spiny chromis) is the source of this 3042-nucleotide messenger RNA. It is a transcript of the gene gxylt1b, whose product is annotated as glucoside xylosyltransferase 1b. The transcript has 7 exons. Lineage: Eukaryota; Metazoa; Chordata; Actinopteri; Pomacentridae. Gene Ontology annotation, molecular function: UDP-xylosyltransferase activity. The record is from RefSeq and is a predicted model, not a curated record. The coding region runs from base 107 to 1351 and encodes 414 amino acids. Gene Ontology annotation, biological process: protein O-linked glycosylation via N-acetylgalactosamine.
GUAACCGGAAGUGCGUUACAAUGGCGUCCACUUUUGCGAUUCUGGUUAAAUGUUAGUAGUUUCUGUGUCAUGACUUUGGCUCCGAGUAGCGUUUUUAAACUCCAUAAUGCGGCGGUACAUUCGUGCACUGACCCUGUGCACGGUGUUCGCCGUGUUAUCGGGCUUGUACGUUUACAGUAAACUGGUUUACUCGGACGUGCCGGUCGGACCGAAGAGGGUCUUCGUCCCACCGAGAGUCCCCGGAGUCCGGCGAGGGGCCGCGGACAGAGCCGGGCCCCAAAACACCCACUGGUACAACAGGUACAUCAUGCGUCAGCGCGGUCAGAUGGAGGCUGCUGGUGCCAGCGUUCAGAGCAGACCUGAGCCUCCCAUGCACCUGGCCGUGGUGGCCUGUGGGGAGAGGCUGGAGGAGACUCUCACCAUGAUCAAGUCUGCCGUGCUUUUCAGCAUCAAACGCCUCUACCUGCACAUCUUUGCUGAAGAUCAGCUCCACGCCAGCUUCAUGGAAGCUUUGGAGUCGUGGCCUGGUUUUAUUCGCUCCAGGUUCAACUACACGGUCUACUCCAUCAGCUUUCCCAGUGAGAACGCAGCCGAGUGGAAGAAACUCUUCAAACCCUGCGCGUCUCAGAGGCUCUUCUUACCUCUCAUCUUAAAGGAUGUCGACUCCAUCGUGUACGUCGACUCAGACAUCCUCUUCCUGCAGCCUGUAGACCAACUGUGGGAUUUUCUAUCCCAGUUUAAUUCAUCUCAGCUGGCCGCUAUGGCCCCAGAGCACGAGGAGCCCCGCAUCGCCUGGUACAACCGCUUCGCCCGUCACCCUUUCUACGGCAGGACGGGCAUCAACUCAGGGGUCAUGCUCAUGAACAUGACAAGGAUGAGGAGCACGUUCUUCAAAAAUGACAUGACAUCAGUGGGGCUGCGUUGGGAGGAGCUGCUGAUGCCUCUACUUCAAAAAUACAAACUAAACAUAACCUGGGGAGACCAGGACCUUCUCAAUAUAAUAUUCCACUACAACCCUGAGUCCUUCCUGGAGUUUCCCUGCCAGUGGAACUAUCGCCCAGAUCAUUGUAUCUAUGGCAGUAACUGUGCCUCUGCGGAGGAGGAUGGCAUCUACAUAUUGCAUGGAAACAGAGGGGUUUACCACGACUACAAACAGCCUGCUUUCAGGGCUGUUUACGAGGCCAUUAAAAAGUACGCUUUCGGUACAGACCCAACCACUUCUUUGCUGGAACCUUUAGAGAACGAACUGUUGGGGACGACUCACACAUAUUGCGGUAAAUCCCGUUCACUCUUCACCAAGAGGCUCACACACAGUCUGGCAAACAUCAAUAGGAAGCCUCCACAUGGGUGAAAAUGAAUGACAGUGAUGAGACGGAGGCCAAAACGAGAACCUUCUUCGUCUAAGUUUUAUAAGCUCGAGCAAGAAAUGGAACUCCCGACUGCUGAUCUUGAAAACCACUGAACUGAAACUUGUCUGUUUUGAAGCGAACGGAUUGUUUGACUGAAGCAGAAAAGGCAGCAGCUACAGCGUGGUAAACAAAUGGUAACCUGGCAGACUGACAGAACUAAUGAAACACCGCUUCGAUGUGGCGGACAACUAACGAGUGAAGCGUUCAGAUUUUUUUUCUUCCAGUGAGCUUCCAGUUAAAGCUCCAUAAGGCAGCUGGGAUUGUCUCUGGCUGAGACUAAUAACUGUUCACCUCUUGUAAAUUGCUCUGGAUGAGAGCGUGAUGUAAAUCCACUGAAAUCUACUGUAACAUUGGCCAGUUGGUCUUCUAACAGAGCACGGAAUUUUACCAGACAAAUCUGUGCUACAGAUUAAUACAUGUUUUUUUUUCUGAUGUUUUCAUUGCUUUUUUUUGUCCUGACAACCAUCUAAUCUCUUCCAUGUAUCACUUUCUUUUAUCUUUCUAUUACUGACUGAAAGUGCAAAAGAUCAAAGUUGGGAAGAGUAGCUCUUGACUUUCCAUAUUGGAGAAUUUAUUGAACCUCGUGAAACCCUCUUAUUAAAAGAGAUAAAAUCUGUAUUUGAACUGUACAAGACUUUCUGCAGGGCCCAGAGUUGAGAGUUGAAUGCACUGGAUCACUUUCUCAGCUUUAAGAAACCACUCAACAACAGUGUGUACAGUAUUUCUGUUUUUAGACAAAGUUGAGGCCAAGUGGUUGCAUAAAUGAAUUCUGAGGUUGAUUUUUAAUCAUUCAAGCAGUGGCUAAGUAAAUGAAACCUCCAUCAGAGUACUGCUUAUCUGCAUUAAUAUUUAUUAGAGCUGCAACUAAUGAUUAUUGCCAUUGUUAAUUAAUGUGUCAGUUAGUUGUUGGGUCUAAAAAAAAAUGGUGAAAAAUGCUCUUCAGUGGUUCCGAAAGCCCAAGAACACAUCCUCAAAUAUUCAGCAACAAUAUAAAGAUAUUCAGAUUACUAUCAGAGGAGAAAAGAAACCAGAAAAUAUGACAUUUUUAAAAGCUAAAACUGAGAAAAUAUGGAUUAUUUUUAUUUGAAAAAAUUACCUAAACAGAUGAACUGACCUCAAAAUAAUUGGUGAUAAUUUUAAUAGCCGACAACUAAUUGUUUAGUCACUGCAGCUUUGAUAUUUAUUCUGUUCAAUGUAAGGAUGCAGACUGACAUACUGUACAGUUCACAUGUGAAAAUGUUAUUUUUUUUGUCAUAAUGUUUUGCAAUGCAUUUAUUGUAAUGCCAGUGCAUCCAGCUACACAAAUUAGCUUUCAUACGCUGCAGUAUGUUUUUGAACUGUCUUCUUUCAUGAACUUUUGGUGAAAUUUCCCUCCAUUUUAAAGUAUGCACACGUUUGUCAGUGAUAAAGGUGUGCAGAAAAAUUGCUGUUGAAUAUGUGAAUAAGCUACGAGUUCCCUCCUGAUGCCAAAGUAUGUUUUUGUUUUUAUUUCUGUAAUUGUGGUCUUUGCACCACUGAAUGUAUUUUGUACACUACGAGUUGAAAACAAAGCUGUGGAUAUCCUGUGACGUUACUAUGUUUAGUUGUUUGUGUGUCAUUGUGUUUUUACAUUAAAGCUCAUUUCAGUUUUGUA